Messenger RNA from Lactuca virosa, 828 nucleotides. The record is from the annotation of a GenBank genome assembly. Lineage: Eukaryota; Viridiplantae; Streptophyta; Magnoliopsida; Asterales; Asteraceae.
AUGUUAGCCAACUUUCUCCCAUCUUCAGGGCUUAUGAAUGACAAUGAACUUCUGCUGAAUACGGUGGCCUUGUGUAUCCUCAUAUACACCAUUAAUGUAAAUAUGUGUAUCCAAUUUAUUAGUGCUUCGGUGACUUUGGCAUCAUUAAACAUUUUAUUGAUUCUUUUGAUUCCAUGGCCAAUUUCAGUAGCCUUGACAGUUUCAGCAUCUAGAAGAGUUUUACAACAACGGCCAAUUUCAGUAGCCUUGACAGUUUCAGCAUCUAGAAGAGUUUUACAACAACGGUACAAGGAGUUGCACAGUUUGGCUUCUAAUCAGGAACAGAUAAACUUCUCCUACAAGGAAAUUGAACAUAAGGUUAAAAAGUAUUGGAUGAUGGCAGAGACUGAAGAAAUACAGAAUUGUUGGAGCCUAGUAGCAGAGACAUUAACUGCCAUUGCACUUGCUCUUCCCAACAUUGCAAAUGGCCAAAUCAAGGGUUUGCUUGACAACAUGAGGGAAGGUCUCCAGUUUGUAAGACAUAUCGAAGAAAGCCUCAAUACAAAUGGUGAGUUGGUAAGGGCAAGAAAAGCAGCUAGACAUGUGUGGAUGGAUGUUGAAGUAUACUGCAAGUGGCUACAAAUUGAUCUACAAAAGAAGGCUCGUAAAGGAGAAACAUCACAGAAAAUUCUUGAAUGCUUGGGUGAUGAAGCAGUAAGUAUUGUGAUACAGUUCAAGGCAAGGAAAAAUGUAACUCUGGAUCACUCACUCUGUAAGUUCAUUGCUGCAAGUUCUAUGUACAGGAUCAGCCAAACCAUAUUGCUUCUCUGCAAUGAGCAAAAUAAUUGA